AUGUGUGUUUUAUUUGAAACCCGGUUGGCCGGAAGGAUUAUUGUAAGAGCCAGGAGGGCAUUGCCUCGGUCCUGGGGUUUCUAUGCUGUGGAUUCUCAGGGAUUGUCGGGAGGUAUUAUAGUUACUUGGAAACUGGACUGUGGGAAGCUGGACAUCUUUAAUGUUAGUAGCCAAGAGGUGAUCAUGGUAAUAUCUGAGGGGGAGGGUAGACCAUGGAUAUUUGCAGCUGUGUAUGCUAGUACCGACUUCAGGGCUCGGAGGACACUGUGGGAGGAGGCUUCCAAGUUGGUUGAUCAGGGGCAGCCGAUGUUGAUUGCAGGAGAUUUUAAUUGUAUAGAUGAUCCACAGGAGAAGAUGGGAGGGAGGCAAUUUUCCUAUCAGAGGAAGGUCAGGGAAUUCCAGGAGUUUAUUUCUACAAAUGGACUGAUAGAUCUGGGCUUCACAGGGCCUAGAUUCACAUGGUGCAACAAUCAGCAGGGCCCGGCUAGAGUCUGGGAGAGACUUGACAGGGCCUUCGCCACAGCUGGAUGGAUCCAGGAGUUUCCAGACAAUCAUGUUAAACACCUACCGAGGAUAGCUUCAGACCACAGUCCGAUACUGGUAUGUACUGAUAGACCCAUUCCUUUUCGCUGUCCUUUCAGGUUUGAGAGGUUAUGGUUGUGUUACCCCCGGUCUUGGGGGGUUGUGAGCGAGGCUUGGAACAAGCCGGUUCGGGGGGAUGCUAUGUAUCGGGUUUCUCGCAGACUUGAGCUGACUAGGAGAUAUCUUCGGAGGUGGAACAGGGUGGAGGUUGGGAACAUAUUCCGAAGAAUUGAGGAGUUAGAGGAGGCCAUUGCUAAUAUGCAACUACGAGAGGCGUCGGGUGGAGGUUUAUCACAUGUGGAGUUUUCGGAGUUGAGAUCCUUCCUAUCUAUGCAUGAUGCUCUUCUUAGCCAACAGGAGAUCUUUUGGAGGCAGAAGUCAAGAGUACAGUGGAUUCAGGAAGGGGACAGGAACACAAAGUUCUUUCAUCAGUCUACAUUGAUCAGAAGACAGCGGAAUAGGAUCAGAUCUAUCAGGGACGAGGAUGGACAGGCUAUAGAGGACCCGAUUAUGAUUUGCAGGGUGUUUGAGCAGUUCUUCAGGACUAGGUGGACGGAGCGGACAGGGAGUGGAAUAUUUACUGAGCUACCCUUAUCUCCUGAGGGGGUCUCCGAUGAGGACUCUUAG
Molecule: messenger RNA, 1209 nt
Organism: Phoenix dactylifera (date palm)
Lineage: Eukaryota; Viridiplantae; Streptophyta; Magnoliopsida; Arecales; Arecaceae
Source: RefSeq, a predicted model, not a curated record